Messenger RNA from Porites evermanni, 8131 nucleotides. The record is from the annotation of a GenBank genome assembly. Lineage: Eukaryota; Metazoa; Cnidaria; Anthozoa; Scleractinia; Poritidae.
AUGGGGUGCUGCUUGGGAAAGAAAUCCCAUGCAGGCGCAAACGACACCGUUAAGAAAGGAGAAAACAUCGAUGUGAAGGACAUAAAUGCCGAAAUCAUUGAACAUUCGCAGACACAGGGAUCGAACAGAUAUGUACCUGAACCGCCAACUUCUCCGGUUCCACAAACUCCAACCGUGUUAAGAUUGACUUACAUCGCUCUUUAUGACUAUGAUGCUCGAACACAAGAAGAUCUCAGCUUCAAAAAGGGUGAAAUUCUCGAGGUAAAUAAGGAAGACUUGGAAAACGAUUGGUGGAGAGCUCGUUCUCGCGAGACCGGUGUGGAAGGUUUUAUCCCCAGUAACUACGUUGCUCCUCAAUUAUCACUAGAAGCUGAAGAGUAAGUUAAAUUUUUCUUGUAUUGUUAAAGGGUAGUCAGUCAUGGUGAAUAAAUGCGAUAAGAACCUUGUCAAAUCAAAAUUACUGGGUUUGGAAUUUGCUCAUUUCUGGAUUGGCCAAGAGGUCAGGUUCGAAGUCGUGGAAUGCAUGUUGAAGCUCGAAUCAGCUUUAUUGUUAGUGUCGUGCUAAAAGCGAUAAUUUAUUUCUUUGAUUUAGCAUUGCUUUAAGAAUGUUCUUUGGCAAACGCACAAUGAAGGAAUUAUGAAAUGCUCACUGAAAGGGAAAAUGCAUUUGGUAUUUAAUAUUUCUUAAUCUUUGUCUUACUCAGCACCCGGAAACUACUGAAACUUGCCUUGAGCAGCAUUUGUUUUGUUACGCAUUUUACGUUAUCCAUUAUUCGUGUUACUUCUUUGUUUUGGAGUGCUUUUCUUCAAGUCCAGCUUAGGUGUUAUAAUAGUUAUAAAUGACUACUUACCAAGUGUCAUAACUUUAAAACUACUUUGAUCGGUAUCAGAAAAAUGAAAUAAAUAUCUUCUUCCUCUUUGAAAGUUGAUAAUCUGAAACAUGACUUGGGAUCAAAUAACAAUACUUGGAUUUAUGGUUGCUCAAUAUGUACAUUGCCAGUGCUCAUUGAUAAAUGCCCUUUUUUUAAAAAAGUAUUGACAACAACAAAAUAGUAUAAUUAAGUUUACUUCAUUUUUCUCUGAUCUGUGAUCAAGUAUCUCAUAUACAUUUUUCUUCUAAUGUUUCAUGGUUUCUCUUGGAAAUUACUGUAUAAGCCUAAGCUCUGAUGGCCAUAAUAAAGCAUGUUGAUAACACUUUUUUGAGCCUGCCUAGCAAGCAUUUCCAAUCGAGUCAUUGCGUGAAAGUUAGAGCGGGAGCAAAAAAUAAGGUGAAAGAGGGACGGGAGGGGAGAAGAGGAAAUGCUUGUCCGCAAACCCCACGAUUCUGGAAAACGCCCUUUGAUACUUCACUGUUCGGUUCAUUUGUAAAUUGACAGCUUGUCAAAAUAGAAAAUAGUGUCGAAACGUUCUCUACAAUACAUGCCGCUAAAUUUCAAAUAAACAAAAAGAAUCUUUUCAUUUCAAAAAGCUUACAAAUCGCUUGUCCAUGGCGGCUUUAGCUAGUGUCAAGUGCCAAUGUUCUGAUCUAUGUUGAUGUUAUCUCCAAUAAUUCCAGUGAGAUCCGCAUGCCAUCAUCCUCAAUAAAUUGGCCUUCCCUAGUCUCCACUGCUCGAUCUCCAAUUAUACUUUGAAGACUCUGAUCUCAUAAACCUUCGUACAAACACGAUUCAAAUAAAUAUCAGUCCAAAGCAUUUGUAAUGUGUGACCACAAAUCAGAUGAGACCAGAUCUUUGACGCACGUAUCAAAACAAAGCAUACCUGGUGUGAUUGAUGUUUCGGGUGCUUAGUAAUCAACACUACCUGACUGCACCAAUCAGAAGCUGCGUGCGUGGGCGAACACAGUUUUUCAAAAUCUUAGGGUUUGCAGGCAAACGUUUCCUUCUUUCCCCUCCCCCUCCCCCGUCAUUCAUUUUUUCUUUGCUCUUGUCCCAACAUUCUCGACAAACUCACAAGGAAACGCUUGCUAUGCAGGCUACACUUUUUUUUUCUGCUCUACUCUUGUUAGUUUCUUCAAGAAAAAAAUCUUGAUAACCUUUUCAAGAAGAAAGCAAAGAAACAUUUUUUUUAUUUUGUAUUAAACAAUCCUUGAGGUUGACUGGCAUCUCUGUGGGGGUUGUAUCAGGCCUUUAAUGGUCUAACAAAAUGUAGAGCCAUGAUAGUAGCUUAAGUUUAUUAAUAUAAGAUCUUGUUCAACUGAAAUAUUAAGUGUUAAUGAACACUGAGAUUCUGACCAGCUGAGCAAAGCCACACAAAGAGGCACACAUAUAAGCUGGACCAUCCUUUUUAUUGGUAUCGAUGUCUUGUAGAGGCGGGUGGGGGAUGGGGUACUAUUUCUGUGUAACCAGGUGGCACAAGCAGUCCAACCCCACCAAUGGCCAGAGGCCAAAGAGCAAUGGCACAAUGACAUAAAUCCUUUAGAGGCAAGGAGCAGGCUAAGCGGCUGAUCAAUUUAAAAAUGGAUGAUUAUUUUUUAAAAAGCAAAAUCCUGUUACAAGAAAACUGACUGUAAAGCAAAGUAAAAGCUAAUCUAAAGUGAAUCAACACUAAUAUGGCACAAAUUAAAACAAGGAAAUAAGGCCAAUUUAUUUUUACCCCAUGUAUUUAACUAAACUGAAGAAGCUUGUAUAUAUGCAAUGAUAAACACAAUAGUAAGGCAGGGGAUGAGUAAAGAAUAGUUAGUUCACAUCCUGAUUGUAAAAAUAAACGCCCAGGCUCUUCCUAACUGGCAAAUAAUAGGUGGUGAAAGAGGGAUUAGAGAGAAGGAAUAGUAUAAACCAUACACAGGAAAACAAACCUGUGAAAUACCAAUCCUACUCAUAACUAAAAGAUAACUAAAUGUAAGACAACAGAAAAAUAUGUGAUUAAACCUAGCAAUAGAACAGGAAAUUGGCACUAAACAAUAACUGGAAUGAGACCAAAUUGCACAAUAAGCUAAAAUAGUCUAUAGAAAUGAGAAAAGUGAGGCCAAGUGACCCGCUCACAUCUAUUUUACCAGGAUUUUAAAAAAUUGAAAGUUUUGUCUGGAUAAUGUAACUAUUAUUGCCUUUCAGAGGGAUCCAUGUUUUUCAUAAGAAGGAAUGUACUAUACCUGCCAACUUUCUUUGUUUCAAAUGCGGGAGAUUUUUUGCCUUGUCAUGAAUGGGAUUUCCGAAAACCUCACAGCAACUUCCAAAGAUUUUGAAUGAUUUUCCAAAGACUUCUCAAUUGCCGAAAAUGUCCAGAGAUGUUCCGACGAUGUUUGUUCACCUCCAAAGCUAUUUGAAAGACGACAAUUUUAGUGUGCUUUAAUUUCAUUAGGACACAAAGCCAUCAUUCAUCAUUAAAUUGAAUUUUCAUUAUUAACCAUGUGUAAAAGAGGAAUUUGUCCAGAUUUGUGAAUGAGGGGUGAGGAAUUGUCCUUAAUGUGUGAGAUUGAUGUCUUUAAUCUGCAUGCAUGAGACUCACGCAUAGUGCAUGAGAUUUGGCAGGUAUAAUGUUGUGGCUGAAUUUGUUGCUCUCUUACGUUGUAGCUGGUACUUUGGUGAAAUAAAGCGUCCAGAGGCAGAGAAGAUCCUGAAGACAAAACCAAAUGAGCAUGGAGCAUUUCUGGUGCGUGAAAGUGACAAAGGGGGAUUUGCUCUUUCCAUGAGAGAUGGAGACACGGUCAAACACUACAAAAUUCGCACAUCAGAUGAAAAAACCUUCUUUAUAGCCCACAACAAUCAAUUUGAGUCUCUUGUUGAACUGAUUCAUCAUUAUUCUCAAAACGCAGAUGGUUUAUGUGAUGUUCUAAAGGUUCCUUGUGUCAAGGUAGGUUUUGACUGAUCGCAAAUGACUUGAGGUGCUUCCUGUUAUGCUAAAAUUUCCCAAAUUUCAGUAGCCUGUGUAGCAAGCGUUUCCGUUUGGUUUCGGAGCAAAGAAAGACCGAGGAAUGGCAUUUUUGGUUUUGGCCAUGCGAAAAAUGGAACGAGAGCUUACUUGCGCCAUUUUUCAUGCAGUCUUUGACUCGUGCUGGUCAUUCUUUGCUCCAAAACAGCACUGAAACACUAAAAUUUCAGUUGAAGCAUGAAUGUUGAGGGGUUGAAAAGCUGUACCUGUACACCAGUACACAUGUGAGUACUUGAAAAACAAUCAAAGAUAAAUUAAAACAAAAUUUAAAAAAGAAACAAGCAAUGGAACAAAAGCUAAAGGAUUGCUGGAAAGCAGAACAACAUUACUGUGUAUAUUUAUACUGCCCUAAAUGUAACUGCUUUCAGAUAAUUUUGUCAAAACAAAGUGUUGUGUUUUUCCCACACACAAAAGCCAUAACUCUUGCCUAAAAUGUUCCAAGAUCGAGUGAGAUGAUUGCCUCAGCAUACUGAUAAGAAAUUUAACUUAAUUAAGUAACCUGCGAGAAAACAAUUUGGGAGAUGAGGUUGGGUUGAUUUGGAAAAAUGUGCAUACCUCUGGGAAAUUUAUAGCUACGUCCUUGAUGGUUUUCAUGGAUAAAGAUGGUCUACACUCUUUGACCAGUUUAUUUUUUAUUAUUAUUUUUUUAAGUUGAAGUUUAUUUCUGUCAUCAGUUGUUUUGGUUCAACCAAAACUUACCAAACUUACCGUACAAUUUUCAUCUUGCUUUACUGAGAAGCAACCAGUACUUUAAUCAAAGUAUGAAUGUUAUUAUUAUACUUCAGUCCAAGGGCAAGUGUUCUUUUGAUUAGACAAGGUUAAGUUCCCUUUUUCCUUGGUUAAUUCCAUUGGUCUCUGACUGGUCAGCCUGGCGUUAUAAAUAUUAUUGAACACACCCUUGGGUUCUACAUGGAUCUUUUAAGUUUAUGGGAAAAAUCCUCUUGUGUAACAAAACAAUGUUAAGGCUUGUAUUGAGCUCUUUGAUCCUAAGAAUUUUUAUGAGUGUGAGGGUUGACUAAUAUUGUUUAUUGUUACCCUUUUGUGAAGUAUAAUGUUGGUCAGAGAAGAAACUCUGUUUGUGGCCAAGCAGUUAGAGUGCUAAAAUGUUGUAAUCUGAAGGUCAUGAGUUCAAUCGCUGCCCAAACUGCUAGCUGGAUUUGUUCUUGGUAGUCCCAGGUUCAACUCGUCAGCAAUGCUAGUAAAUACCCAGGUUUGCCUCUGGACAGUUGGGUUUCUUAACUCGCUGGGCCACAAUGAAAACUACUGGUAAAUACCAGUAACUGUGUUACCCCUAGUCAGUCUUUUUUGUGAGGGUAUCUCACUUUUUUGAAAAACACUCAUAUUCAUGUUAGUGUUCAUAGAUAUAGUUUACAAGGUCAUUAACAAAAUAAUAAGUGAGUCACAAAUCACAGAGCAGUUGUAGUCAAGCCAUUUCUUACAAAAAUGUACCCUAAUAUAAUUAAGUUGAAUGUUACAUAUUCAGAGCUGCAAGUUAUAGAAUAUAUGAUAUGGGCUUUUGACAGUAAAUAAUUUUGUCUGUGACAAAAUUCUACUUGUGAUCCAACAUAAGUCAUUGUCUCAAAUUCAGGCUACAACCUGAUGACUUUCAUUUUGAAGCUGAAGAUUUUUAUUCUUCACUUUGUGCUUAUAGAAAUUUAUUGUCAACACAGUAUUCUAAAUCCUCCAAUAAUGCAUCUGGUUUGUCACACUCAAUUGGUAUCUUGGUCAAACAAAUGCCUUUUGUGUCCUUUGCAUCCAUAAGAUAUGAAGGGAAGUUUGAAAGAGACCAUAAAAAGGUUUUAUUGUACAGUGGAACCCUGCCUUACGGCCACCUCAGUAAUACAGUCGCAGCCUUGUUAUUACAGCCAUGUUUUUUGGCUUGGCAAAACUGCCAUACAUUUUCGUACCAAAAAAAAACACUGUUAUUGCAGUCACCUAUUAAUACAGUCAAUGGACACAUUAUGAAAUCCCAAACAGUAGAAUCUCUUAUAAUUGCACCCCAUUUUUAUGGCCACUGCUUGUGCAUUUCAAUAAUAAUUUCAUUGAACUCUGUUAUUUAGUAAUCAAACAAGUGAGCUGGUUUGGGUUUUCUUUAGUCAAAGGGUAACGCUAACAUGCAGAUGCCCUUUUGCUAUUGGCUGGAAUGUAGAACAAGCCAGUCAAAGCUCACCAAUGUUUUAUUUUUUCACAAUCCUGAACAUUAUUGCACGAUGUACCUGUAAAAAAAGUCAGAGAGCUCAGGACCUCCGUUUUCAGAAGCAUAUUAUGCUGAGCCUGUAUUUUCAACAGUUUAAUAGCCAAAAGUGUUUUUUGUUCUAAUUGAAGUUUCAGGCAGGGCAGUUUUUACAGUUACUGUUCUUAAAUCUGCAUUGCCAUUAUAGAGUUGUUCAUUAUGGCCCUUGUUAAGUUGUGAAGUUUGACUUUGCCUGAAAAAUAACAGCCACUCCAUUAAUACAGCCUGUUUUUUCACUUAUUGGUGACGGUAUUAAUGAGGUUCCACUGUACUUAAUCUUUCCACUAUGUUUAUGUCAUAAGGUUGAGAAACCCCAGACUGUUGGUUUAUCACAUGACACUGUUGAUGCCUGGGAAAUACCACGAGAAACACUCAGACUUGUCAAGCGUCUUGGGCAAGGCAACUUUGGAGAGGUGUGGGAGGGUGUGUGGAAUGAUACCACUGCUGUUGCAAUAAAGACAUUGAAGCCAGACACAAUGAAUCCAAAGGCAUUUCUGGAGGAGGCAGAACUGAUGAAAAAAUUAAUCCAUCCCAAAUUGGUGCAGCUCUAUGCAAUUUGCUCCAAAGAAGAGCCUAUUUACAUUGUGACGGAACUGAUGCAAAAAGGAAGCCUACUUGAGUACCUGCGAAGUGACGAGGGGCGGAAGUUGAAAGAAGCAGAUCUAAUUGACAUGGCUGCCCAGAUUGCUUCAGGCAUGGCUUAUCUCGAAAAGCACAACUAUGUCCAUAGAGAUUUGGCAGCAAGAAAUAUUCUGGUUGGAGAAAAUAACAGUGUCAAGGUAGCAGAUUUUGGCCUGUCACGUGCCGUAGAAGACUUCUACGAAGCACAUGAAGGAGCAAAGUUCCCCAUAAAAUGGACAGCUCCAGAGGCCUGCCUUAAGAACCAGUUCUCCAUUAAAUCUGAUGUGUGGGCAUUUGGAAUCCUGUUGACAGAGUUGGUGACAUAUGGUAGAGUGCCUUAUGCUGGAAUGAACAACAAACAGGUGAGAAGAACAUGCCCACACCUUAGGUUAAUAAACCCUUCCACGUUAUUUUUUUUAACUUUUGAUGAAGAGCAGUAAGCGAAUAUCCAUCAUCACUUCUAGAAAGAGGGCCUUAAAAUAAUGCCACUUAUCAAGUUUAAAGGUGAUCUAAUGCUCCGCAAAAUUGCACAAUUUUUUAUUGAUGUUUUUUUAUGCUGGGAGCACAAACUUGCCCCCAACCUUACUAGCCUCAGCUGUAAAAUUCUGCAAUUUUGGGGAACUUUAUCUUCAUAUAUUUUUAUCGCCUAAAGCUCUUCUUUUUACAUGGUAAUCCUGGAUAAGUAUUGGACUACCUUUCAGCUCAUGAUGGUUUAAGAGUCUAACCUAUCCUAAAUAUGCAUAAAAUUUAAUAGACAAAUCAGGGGCACCCAACAACAAUUUUCGGAAAAUAUCUGUUCAGAAGACGAUUUGAGAUCUAGAAUUUUUGGAACAUUUUUUCCAAAUUUCUUGCUUGUCUGCCUCUCCUAGGAUUUUCAAACAUCUAAAAAAUGGUAUAAUUGCCCAUUUUAAAUGGAUUUUUACCCUAAAAAGGUGACCUACUAUUUUCAGGAGCCUUUUUUCUGGCUGAAAUUUUCGAAUCACUAGACUUUCAGCUAGGAAAUCCAAACAGAUGAAAAAUUUUUAGGGGAUAAAAAUACGCCUAUAUCUACUGUUUUAAUUCUAAAAUACGUUUAACGGUGCUAUGUUUAAGUGGUUUUGAACUAUAUUCUCGUUGGGUGCCCCUGAUAAAUGCUGUUGGUGAAAGUAAUAUGACUAGAAUGGAGUUGAAAUCAUUCUUAAACACGUACAGCACUAUAAUUUUAUUGUUGUUAUUUCUUAGGUUGUUGAAGAAGUUGACCGAGGUUACAGAAUGCCAAAACCAUCCCUUUGUCCUGAUAAGCUGUAUGAUCUAAUGAAGGCAUGUUGGAAAAGUGAACCACUCGAACGACCAACAUUUGAAACUCUAACAUGGAUGCUGGAAGACUUUUAUCAGAACGAUUCAAAGCAGUAUAAAGAAUUGGCCAAUUGA